UCACAACGGUUCACGUAAGUGCAGGAGGAGAUAAAUAGACGGAGCCAGAUCGGUCACUUCUCAUCAUGAACUAUUUCACUCCAACAGUGGCUCUCGCCAUAGUUCUCCUUGCUGGCUUCUCCAUGGCCCAAGAUCCCGCUCCAGCUGGACAAGGGCAAAACUGCAGAGCCGGGUGCCAGUUUUUCUGCGACACUAUCGCCAAAGGAUGUGUGGACGUACCCCCAGUGGUCACCUGUGCGUCCAACGUUGCAGCUUGCAGUGCCCAGUGUGACUCGUCCUGCGAUUGUUUCGAAGGAUGCACUGCCAACUGUCAAAGCCUCCUUAGUCAGUGCCAAAUGGGUGCUGGCAACCCGGUCCUCGGCAUCCUCUGCAAGUCCCAGAUCACUCUCUGUGUGUCUUCCUGCCCUGCCAUCUGCGCCGGUCAGUCUAUCAUCUCCAACAUCCAACAGCUCCUGCAGCAGUCUCUUGGUGGUUUGGUGAAGUCCCUGAAUAUUGGCUUGCCAGGUCUGCAAUAAAUCCCGUUGUUUGCUUGGGUGUAUAAUUU
Molecule: messenger RNA, 544 nt
Organism: Aplysia californica (California sea hare)
Lineage: Eukaryota; Metazoa; Mollusca; Gastropoda; Aplysiida; Aplysiidae
Exons: 2
Coding region: 66-515 (149 amino acids)
Source: RefSeq, a predicted model, not a curated record